GCUGUUCCUUCCUCGCCUCUCUUGAACCGUCUCCCUCUUGUUGAGGCUCUGGUUUGUUUUGGUCGAGUGGAGCGAGCCCCACACCAACCGGAGAAAUCGCGCGAGAGCUGCAGGUCUAGCUCAGCCUAGUUACGUCAGCUCAGUGAGCCCAGCAGUGUUUGUUCCAGAUAAAACUAGCCAUGAGUGCUAUCAUGAGUUUCAAAAAGUGCGGUUCCGUGCUGGUAACGGGAGCCAACCGAGGGCUCGGGCUGCAGAUAGUCGACAGCCUGGCAAGUGGAGGUUUCUCACCCGGCAAGAUUAUAGCCACGGCCAGACAGCCGUCAAGUGCGCAGAAACUUCAGGAGCUGGCAGAGAAACAUCCCAACAUCCACAUAAUCACUCUGGAUGUAGUGAACCAGGAGAGUAUAGAGAAGUCUGUAGAAGCGGUGGAGCGGCUGGUACAAGAAGAGGGUUUAAACUGCCUGAUCAACAACGCAGGGAUCAAUGUGGUGGCCGACUUUCAUACUGUUACCGCAGAGAAGAUGAUAGAAAACUUCCACACGAAUGCUGUGGCUCCUCUAAUGAUCACCAAGGCCUACCUGCCUCUGCUGAAACGAGCUGCAUCCAGAGGAGGAGCAGGUGGUGCAGGUAAAAUGGGCAUCCAGAGGGCAGCAGUCAUCAACAUUAGCUCUCUGCUGGGCUCUGUGGAGCUGGCCUGGGGGGAAGGGGUUAAAAACAUCCGAUGGCACCCCUACAGGACGUCCAAGAGUGCCUUAAACAUGGUGAGUCGCUGUAUGGCUGUAGACCUGGAGCCUGAUGGGAUUCUCUGUAUGGCCAUACACCCUGGAUGGGUCCGCACUGACAUGGGGGGCUCUCAGGCUCCACUGAGUCCAGAGGAGAGCAUUACUUCCACCUUGUCUGUGAUUGGUGGACUGACUGAGAAGGAUCAUGGCUCAUUUCUGAGCUUUACAGGAGAGGUGUUGCCCUGGUGACCCUGAUCAUCAUGAGUAAUGAGCUGCAGGGUUGUAAGAACCACUAACUGAGCCCAGUGGCUGUUGAUUCAACUGCUGAUCAAUGUCAGCUAUGCAAAUACAAAUGUAUCAAUGAGAGUACAGCGUUGAAUCAUUAUCAAGCUCGCCCUUUUUAUAAGAAGCAUGCAUGUUUUAAAUUAAUAAAGGUUAAUUUUAUGAAA
Messenger RNA from Acanthopagrus latus (yellowfin seabream), 1171 nucleotides. Its product is annotated as C-factor-like. The record is from RefSeq and is a predicted model, not a curated record. NCBI's taxonomy places the organism in Eukaryota, Metazoa, Chordata, Actinopteri, Spariformes, Sparidae. The transcript is spliced from 6 exons. The coding region runs from base 180 to 971 and encodes 263 amino acids.